Messenger RNA from Pseudogymnoascus verrucosus, 3437 nucleotides. RefSeq lists its product as uncharacterized. The transcript has 7 exons. Gene Ontology annotation, biological process: regulation of transcription by RNA polymerase II; DNA-templated transcription. Gene Ontology annotation, molecular function: zinc ion binding; RNA polymerase II cis-regulatory region sequence-specific DNA binding; DNA-binding transcription factor activity, RNA polymerase II-specific. Gene Ontology annotation, cellular component: chromatin. The record is from RefSeq and is a predicted model, not a curated record. Lineage: Eukaryota; Fungi; Ascomycota; Leotiomycetes; Thelebolales; Thelebolaceae. The coding region runs from base 173 to 2764 and encodes 863 amino acids.
UGUAACAACAGGGAGUACGGUCCCCGACUUCAAAUAUUGUGGGGAAGCUUUCGCCUUCUGACCGUUUGAUCUGUUUUGAGUAUUUGCCAAUAGUACCAUAGACGAUACAGGAUGAACUCGGCUAUUAGCCUUUACAGAUUAUUCCCAAGGACAGCGUUUAAUAAAACCAAUAAUGCCAGUAUCGCUGAGGACAACGGUGUUGAGAAGUACUGCUGGUUCCUCACUUGACAGCCAAACCAACGGAGAUGGACGGGGGCGUGCCGGCGGGAAUCGAACUAAAGAAAAGAGGUGCCAAUACUGCAGAAGAUCCUUCAAGAAGACAGAGCAUCUUUUACGACAUGAGCGAAGCCAUACGAAGGAGAAGCCAUUUCGUUGCGAAUUGUGCAGUAAGGGCUACAGCAGACAUGACACCUUACUUCGACAUUCCAAAACCCACGGCCUUGAGAUUUCACAUCCCCAAGCAGGCAUUACUCUAUCGCAGAUGAAUCACAGUAACCGAGUAUCUUCUAAGGACCCAGACAGCGGCCAGGGCGCAGCACACUACGCGACCGAACGGCUGCAGUCUAACCUUGACCCACAGCUUGAUAGUAUUCAUGGUAGCCAGUUUGAAAUGCCAGAUGCAGUAUACCCAUCUGCUAUUUCAGGCAACACCAUACAUACCUUGAGCACAGAAACCCCAAUAGGGGUAGACGGCCAAGCACAGUUUACAGGAGAGCCAUUCUCUACACUGGCAGGAGGCCUAGACGAAGUUUCGCCAUUAGCUGCAAAUAACCUCUGGGGUUCAUCACUUAUGUCUAUAGGCCCAGCUUGGCUCACAGACUAUGACUUCGAUCUCGAAGCAUUAAACACGUCUGUCUCGGCUGCUGUGGAAACUGCUGAGCCAUUGUUUCAGUCUCACAUGAACCGAAAUUUGGCGCAACAAAUGCCACCUUCUGAAAUCACUCAUGAUAGUGAAGUCCGUAGGAGCAUGAGGUUAGCUAACGACAACAUUCAUCGGGGAUGGUUCUCUCAUAUUGAUCGGCUCAACGACGAGGACGAUAAUAGCGGGUUAACCACAGGACAACUGACACCUGCUAUUACUGGGGAUCAAUAUGAUAUAGGUGAUAGCUUUCAUCACAGGGUCUACCAACGUCUUAAGGCACGGUCCAUUGAGGAGCCUCUGCCAUCCACCCAGUUUCUAAACCUAUCCGUUCAGAUUUACUUUACUAAAUUUAAUACCAUUUUCCCUCUUAUUCACGGUCAGACAUUCCGCCCGACGCCAAAGAAUUCUCUACUUGUGCUGUCAAUCACAUCCAUAGGUAGCCUGAUUCUCGGAUCAAAAGCAGCAGCGGCUCAAGGAAUUAGAAUAUUUGAAAGACUCAACAAGGCUAUUUUGGGAUCCUGGGAAAAAAUAAUAUCUUCCGACUCAACUGAAGCCGUAUGCAUGGUACAAGCAGCCAUAGUUGGGCAGACAUUCGCACUAUUAUCUGGGAUUCCACAGCAUCUUGCUAUUGUUGAGGCCCUUCACGGCUCAGUUAUUACUUGGGCGCGAAGAUGCCACAUGUUCAACUAUAGAAUAAACCAACCCCAGGUCGAAAAUCUUAGUGGCGCAUCUUUAGAUGAAGCAUGGAAAGCUUGGGCUAGAUCGGAGGAGAUUGUAAGAGCAGUCCUAGGGUUAUAUAUACAUGAUGCUAAGCUAGCUUGCAUGUUUCAUCAUGAACCACUUCUUCGUCACAACUCAAUCAUGAUGUCAGUGGCUGCUGACGACGACCUCUUUAAUGCGCCAAGCGCAACCAUUUGGAAGCGAAAGAUGCUUCAGUCCGCAUCCCGGUUAGCAGUACGCGAUUGCCUACAUAUGAAUCUCGACCACCAUGGGACUCAACCAGUGCCACAAGAGCUGAGCUGGAAAAACAGCCACUUUACAGCAUAUGUAAUACUUUAUGGCAUCUCUGCAACAAUCAACGAGCAGCAACAGAUGAAUCAACUACAUCCUGAUUCUGCCAAUUUUACCAAAUGCUUUGAUGCCCUCAUAUGCUGGUAUCAAACUUUUGCACAAGAUGCCCACCUUUCCGAAUCCAAAGAAGUCUCACGUCCAGACACACUCUGCCUUAUGAUACUUUGGCACAGUGUAUUUAUGUGUCUACUAACUAACUUUGACCUUCUCGAACGGGCCAUUGGCCGCAACGGCGCUGAUAGCGCUACUUUGGAUACAGACAUGGCAUAUGCUACCAAGUGGGCAACAUCUAGGGAGGCUCAACGUUGCAUGCUCCACGUACACGCGCUGCUGAACUCUCUUGGUGCCAUGCGGCUUGACGCAGAGGCUGCAAUCCACGUCCCGCACUGCCUGUUUCUAGCAGGAAUAGUCAGUUAUUGCUUCACGCGCUUCCGUCGGCCCAAUCCUGCGCUGCAAUCCCCAGCUCACACACGUUUGUCUCGUCCUGAAACUCGUAGCCCUGCGUUACAGCCAGUUGUUGAGUUUCCUGAGUUCGAAGUACGAGGAGUGCCAAUACCGCAGCAUAUCUUCGGCCCUCCUUCUGUCAACUCGAACGAUCAUGCCUCGCCCUUGACACCUGAUGGUACGAGCAAUUCUUUCAACAUUCAAGGAGAUCAGACAACGCGAUUCAGGGCCACAUCAGGUGCAGGUGCAGCUAUGAUGUGUACCUUAAUUGACAUGCUCCAAAGAGUCGGCCAUUGGGGUAUUGCACGAACAUACGCUGCGACGUUAUCGACACUCGUGUGUGUAGACAGCGAUGAGGACUGGAAGUUUAUCUUGAGUGGUUACUAACAAGGAGGUUUCCACUAGCAAACACCAUAUAUAAUGUAUAGAAGUAGGCCGGUAACUGAGCUUAAGAGGGAAAAGUGUCCACAGAAAGAGAACAAUAUACCUCAACCAUGAAACCUGUGGUAUCUAAGGGGUAGUCGAAGAUCCGUGGCUCUAGAAUGUCUCCCAUAUUCUAAACUUAGGCAUCUGUAGCGCCUCAUUUGGUUGUGCUAGAUAUUUGUGUUGCUCUGUUCUAGCUUUGAGUCGGUUUCAGUAGACAGCCAUGUAGUUGAUUAUGGGGGACUUACCCUUUUAAAUCUGCUUAACUCUAUACCACAUACGAACUGCUGAGUAACUUAUCUCGAGCUCCCUCCGCCAUGUACAAGUAUGAUUUCGCACCAUAUUGUCUGAACCACGUUGCAUGCUCGGUCCCUCUCAGACCGUCCCCCAAGAACUUCUGUAUCUCGGUGGAGUCUGUCAGUUAAUAUGGCAUAUGCGAAAGCCGGGUUAGCUCGAUCAGUUUGCUCUCGCUGAUACUGUCCUGUGAUUUCUAGUCGCUCUUGGCCACGGCUUCACUCGCCGGAAGCGAAUAUCUUUCUCACCUUUAUUAGUGGGAAAGCCUUUGAGAGACGGAUGAGCGUCUCCUGCCGGCAAGUCAUCUUUGCUUAAGUGACGGCAGUGAGAAAGUGAGUUGGGG